CAGCUGCAGCAGCUUCAGGAGGAGCUGGACAGCUGCAAGGCUUUGAAGCAGCAUUGGCAGCAAGCCGCAGUCGAGGCGCAGCAACAGCAGCAUCGGUGCAAUGAGCAGCAACAGCAGCUCGAGCAGCAGUUGCAACAAAAGGCGGAUGAUAUCAAGCGGCUCGAGGAGAAAAAGGAGGAAAUGGAGGCUCUCAUGAACGACAAGGUGUUGCUAAUCGGUCAGUUGGAGGCCUCUGUUGCUGCUUUGAAGGAGCAGCAGCAGCAGCAGCAGCACGCAGCAGCAAGUGCGGCAGCCGCAGCAGCAGCAACGGACAGUCUGCGGCAGCAGCUGCAGCAUCUAGAGGAGGAGCUUGAGAGGAAGAAGAAGGAGUCGGUGGCUGCAGAUGCGCGGUACAGAAGAGAGGUGGAUGCUAGGGCAGCGGAUAUGCAGCAGCUACAGCGCGCAGAGCAGCAGCAGCAGCAGCAGCACGAGCAGCUCACGUCUAUUGAGAAGGAGCUGGAAGCAGUUCGAGCCGAACUCAGGAGUGUGCGAGGCGCUGCUGAAGAGGAGAAAGUCUCCUUAGUUCGUAACAAUGCCAGUUUGCUGCGUGAAGUGGAGCGUCUGCGGGCUGAGGCUAAGACAUUGAAUAGCCAGAUGAAGGAUCUGUGA
Molecule: messenger RNA, 648 nt
Organism: Cyclospora cayetanensis
Lineage: Eukaryota; Apicomplexa; Conoidasida; Eucoccidiorida; Eimeriidae
Exons: 3
Source: RefSeq, a predicted model, not a curated record